CUCCCACGCCGUCGAUCGCAUCCUUCAUAAGCAGCUAUCAGCCGCGACUUUCACGAUGGACGCCGGUGGGGACUGCGGUUGUGACAAGCGACGAGGAGCACCAUCUGAUCGUGUAGGUCGAGUACUAUCGGGAUAAACGGGUUGCUUUGUUCAAGAAUAGCCUCCAUGAGGAGUUUGAGAUGACGUUUUACCAUUACAUUAAUAAAGUUGACAUGUUUAUGUUUCCAAUCCUACGCCAGGGGCACUACAUUUUGUUGUACAUUGAUUUUCGUAAUUUUCGGUAUGAGAUAAUUGAUAAUUCGACUCUUCAGUCUAACAAGCAGCUAAAGUAUGGUGGUUGUCUCAAUGAAUUGUUGGUCAUGCUUGUGGAAUUCUUUGCAUGCAUUGAUCCAGCAAGGUCUACGAUGUGUGCGUGUUUGGAAUCAAAACGCAUGCAAAUGAGCUGGCGGGAUGGCAAGAACAAGGUUGACUAUGGCGUGUAUGUUAUGCAUCACAUGGAGAGUUAUGUAGGGCAGGGAGUGGCUAGAUGGAGAUGUGGGCUGACUAAAGGUAACGUUGCGCAGCUAAAGAAGUUGAUGUUACGCUACAUGAAGGAACUUGCAACUUCAGAAUUCAAUCUACAUAAGUGUAGGAAUAUCUCCCGGGCGUAUCAGUUUGUGUCGUCUAUUCCACGGGCUCCGUAGUGGUCUUUCGUUUGCUUCUUUAAUUCGUUUUUUGUUCAGACUUUUUGUGUUCAGAAUUUAGCUUCCUCUUUUGCUUUUUAUACUG
Molecule: messenger RNA, 768 nt
Organism: Ipomoea nil (Japanese morning glory)
Lineage: Eukaryota; Viridiplantae; Streptophyta; Magnoliopsida; Solanales; Convolvulaceae
Exons: 4
Coding region: 180-683 (167 amino acids)
Source: RefSeq, a predicted model, not a curated record